AUGCUUGUCCGUCCCUGGGAUCGGUCCCUCCUUGAGCUACCUGACGUUGCAGAUCUGUCCGACGUUGGGGACGAUGUGGAGAACGAGGGGGAUUAUUGGACUCCACUUUCUUCUCCGUCAGACGACUCACCUAGUCGUUCUCUUCUAAAACAGGAGGUGGUUGAUCUGGAAUCACGAGCAUUGCGGUUGCUUGUUCGCCUUGGGCAGCCUUUCGGGGCAUUUUUGCUAGCGCGGCAGCGCGGCGGAGAAUACAGGAGGGUUGCGUCGGAUCGUGACAUCAUCGCACAGGUCAAAGAUGUGGCUUCUGUUGUCGACCUCAUGGACAUCAGGACGAUAGAAAUACUGUAG
Molecule: messenger RNA, 348 nt
Organism: Suillus subaureus
Lineage: Eukaryota; Fungi; Basidiomycota; Agaricomycetes; Boletales; Suillaceae
Exons: 1
Coding region: 1-348 (115 amino acids)
Source: RefSeq, a predicted model, not a curated record